Molecule: messenger RNA, 1242 nt
Organism: Cantharellus anzutake
Lineage: Eukaryota; Fungi; Basidiomycota; Agaricomycetes; Cantharellales; Hydnaceae
Exons: 2
Coding region: 403-1200 (265 amino acids)
Source: RefSeq, a predicted model, not a curated record
AACUUCCCAACGACGGCUUCUCCCCUGUCUGAAUAGGCGCAAUUUUGAUUGUUUGGCCUGCAUUGCAGAAACGGCAGUUCGCCAAGCGGGUGCACUGCCUGGUGUCCCUGCACUCAGCAUAAAAUCCCUAGGCUGGCACUUCAUGUCCCCGCUCUAUGGCAACCCUUCUCACCAGUUUCUUCCUCACCUGGAAAAGCGUUUAUGCUGCGCCAGCCUCUCCCUACUCCCCGCUUAAUGCCACCGGAUCCUCGUUCAACAUUUCAGAGACCUGCGUUGAUAUUCGCAACUGCCGGACGCAAUUCGAGCUGGUCUCUAGUUGCCUCCUGACUGUAUUUGCGUGUGUGUGGACUGCGGUUCACCCCCAUCUGCCCAGUCAAACAAUAACCCUUUUUUGGCACCUUAAUGGUAUUGUCUCUCUUAUCUCCGGAAUUUGUUGUUUUUACAGCAUGGGUGGAAUUCUGCGAUGCUUGGAGACUGUCGAAAAAAUGCGGAAUGAUUGAAGGGUGGACACUUACCCAUUCUUGUUUUACAAUUAUGGGCGGCUUUGCCGACGGAGGGGAUGCAAUCACUGAUCCGUCCGACUUUGGUGAUUACCCAGGAAUAGUCAAGCCGGUUGGCCACGGCACUGGUCGACAAGUCGCGGUGACGAAACAAGAAAUCCUUGACAAAAGUAAAGGGGAUUUCUUCACCAAGUCCAUUGUCAUCCUUCAGUUACUAUGGUUCACCUGUCAGUAUGUUGAACGGUGGGCGGGCCAUCUGCCCAAAUCACAACUUGAAGUGAUGACUGUGGCCUACGCUGUCCUAACCAUCCUAGUUUGUGCCUUGUGGUGGCAUAAACCCCUUAACGUUCACUUCCCAAUCCAAGUAACGAGACAAUCUCAUCAUCAUCCCCUGACUCCCGAAGCCGAUCAAACACGUCCGGCCCACCUUGCAGCGAAGAUCAUGGAAAUAGACCCCCAUUGGAUAUUUUUGGUCACUGGCACGAUCUUCGGAGGAAUUCACUGUCUUGCCUGGUCAUUCUCGUUUCCGACAACGGGGGAGAACCGUGCAUGGUGGACUUUCGCAGUAAAUAUAGCAGCAGGUCCCGCCAUCUUGUGUGUUUCCAUGACGAUGGCUAAGACGAAUAAUAUUCCCUCUUCUGCUUCCAACCGCCCACACGCGCUUGGGAUGCUCAGCGCAUUGAGUCACCGUCUGUUCUGACACACGUCGUGGUAUCUGAUUUCUCGGGUUGGUCUCCUUAUC